This is a messenger RNA of Amoebophrya sp. A120, 2161 nucleotides long. The record is from the annotation of a GenBank genome assembly. Lineage: Eukaryota; Dinophyceae; Syndiniales; Amoebophryaceae.
AAGUAGUUGAGUCGCGUCAGCGAAGAUCAUGCGUCCCUCUGGUGUUACAUCGAAACGCCAAUAAUUCGAUCUUGUAUAUUGUAUGGACACCUUUCCUCGAUCCAAAUUCAAGCUGCUUCUAGUUGAUAUGCUCUUUGUCUUUUGCUUUUCUGUCACAGCUGCUCUUUGUCGUUCGUGGUUGUCUUUUCCGUAUCCUUGAUCGCCAGGCAAAGGCGGCGAUUAUUAACCAAGCACAUCAUGUCUCCGCUCCAGUCAUUUGAUGUAAAAGAAAAGCUGCAGCAGCUGGGCCUUGGCGACAAGUCAGCGUUGGUGGCGCAAGUGACGAAACAUCUCUCUUCUAGCACUAGCACCACCAAUGCGACUUGGUUCUGGGUCCCUGGGCGGGUGGAGUUCGCGGGCAAGCACACUGACUAUUGUGGAGGCGAGUCCAUCGUUUUUGCGGUUCCAAAAGGGUUUCUGCUCGCCGCAACCAGAGAUGAGCAAGCUCCUACAGACGAUUCGCCCGGUUGUACCAUCACUGUAGUUCACUGUGUGACCGACAAAAAGUCAUCGGGAAAACAAGAGUCCUGGAUAUAUCUACCGCCUGGGAGGACGAGCAGCACCAAAGACGAGGGUUCUACGGGGGCCGCACCGGAGCCGUCCUACGCAAAGUACUUCGCAGCUACGUGGAGCCGGUUGUUCCUUAACUUCGGUCUGCACUUGCGUAGCUCGUGGACAAUCUACUUCGCGUCGGACCUCCCGCGCGCCUCCGGUCUGAGCAGCAGUUCCGCUCUCGUGGUCGCCGCCUUUCUCUUCGCCGAAAAUCUGUCGAAAAUUGGAGAGCUUUGUGAUACAGAAGGACCAGAAAAACCACUCCGAAACUUCUCUCUCACUCGCGAGAAACUCCGCGAAAACCCCGCCGACCUGGCUGCCUACCUUGGUUGCUGCGAAAAUGGCGCUCCGUUUGCGUCUAGCGACGGUUCCACCCAGCUUGCUGGGAGCUCUGGGGUUGGAACCUUCGGCGGCUCGGAGGACCAUGCGGCCAUUCUGGGGGUCGGCAGAGUAGAGCAAUUAGAUCAAGCUAGCGAGGACGGCGCAACAAUAAACAGCAGCUCCGUUUUGACCCGGCUGUCCUUCUGUCCGGCGAAAGUGGUCGAGACGUUGCCCUGGCCGACGGAGGACUACGUCUUCAUCAUUGCAAGCUCUGGCGUGCUGGCGGAAAAAGCCGGCGGAGUCAUGCAGGAUUACAACAACGCGGUUUUUUUGGCUCGGAAAGCCAUCGAGGGGAUAGACCGAUACGUGAAGAAAGAGCAGGGGGAAGCUGAAACUGCAAAUCUCAUCGAUAUACUACCGUCGACUUCAUCUACUCUGCAAGCCGCGGUGCAAUCUCUUCGUGCGAUUAUUCCUAAUGUUGAAGAGAUGGACAGCACUGACGGAUCUCAGAGUCGUAGCGUGGCGCACGACGCGACCAUAGAUGUUUUGCAGGCGGCGCUGGUGGAGAUGAGCCAUACCGACCGUGAAGUCGACCAGACCUUGGCUGCCGCAAUCUGCGAACGGGCGGUGCAAUUUGCCAACGAGAUGGAGCUCAUUCGCCACCUGGCGCGCGCUUUGCGAGAUUACAAGAGUUCUGCACCCGCUCCUCUCGCCGGUAGUUCCGAAGCGCAGCAGGAAAAGGAGAAAGCGAACAAGUUCGAAAACACCCUGCGCACGUGUUUCCAGGAAUCGCAGGACGGAUCGGACAUCGGCCUCCACAACAUUAUUGCCGAAACGGCGUAUCUCCCCGCGGCCGCGCUGGACCUGGGCGCCGUCGCUUCAAGCGCGUUUGGCGCCGGUUUCGGCGGGUCGGUUUUCGCAGUGGUAAGGCGGAGUGUGGCGGACAGCUUUCUAGCGGCCUGGGAAGAGGACUACUACGAGAGUUUUCCACAACGAAAAGACGCAGCGGAGUUUUUCGUCGUCGAAAAACCCGCUGUGGGCGCGCAGCUACUUUUUUGACCAUGCAUAGGCACUACAGAAUAUCAAUAUCUAGGAAACAAAGGAAUGCGGAAAACAAAUACAAAAACGAAUAGCAUGACUCAUCACAUUCAGAUGUAACAUUUACGCUCGAGAUUUUUUUGCUCAAUCAGUUCUGAUUGAAGACCCAUCCAUGUAGUAGACUCCAGCGUAAGACUGAGACGCCCCUAAA